AUGGAUGACAACACAACAACAACAACAAUAACAGAUCAAUUGAAUUCUCUUCGUUCAAUUUUACGUUCAGAUGAUCAUCUUCAAAUUCAACCAUCAGGAGAUUAUGAACAAGUUCGAAUUAAACUUGAUUAUGAUAUACAAAUAAGUUUUUUCUUUGAUUCACUUAUUAAUUUAAAUAAAUCAUUAAAUAUUAAUAAUGUACAUGACUUACGUAUUAUUAAAAUAUCAAAUAAAUGUCCAUUAAAUAAUGAUCAAUGGACAAAUAUUCGAAAAUAUUUUGAUGAACUUAUUUGUAAACCAACUGAAACAACUUCACUUCAAUCAAUUAUUCAAUUAAUUCAAGAUUAUUUAUUAAAAAUGACAAUAAACACUGAAAAAUCAAAACAAAAAGAUAAAAAAUCAUCUGAAGAUAUGUCAACAAUGUUAAAUAAAUUUCGUGGUAGUGAUUUAAUAUUUAAUCGAAUAUUACAUGAUAAAACAAUUGAUCGAUCACAAGUUAUAAUUGGCUAUGAAGAUCGUUUUACAGGCGUACAUGAAAUUUCAUUUAAUGAAUUUAAAAAAGUUGAGAAUCAUGAGCAUGGUAUUCCAAUGCAUCGUGUUCGGUAUUUUAAAAUUAAUGGACAAAUUGUAUGGGAUCGAACAAAAAAGUUAGACAUUCUAACGGGUAGUGAUCAACUAAAUGGAACAUCUAAUGGUAACGGACAAAAAUCAGCUCUUGUACAAGGACUCUAUCGUUUUGAUCAAUCAUUUCAGCAAUGGAUUGAAUGUCCACAUAUAUCAUUAACAUCAGAUGAUUCUAAAAUACUAUCAACAAAUGAAACAUAUCUUCCUGAACGAUGUCAUUUUGUCACAUGGAAUAUUUUACUUGAUCAUUAUCAAUCAACACUUAUUUAUAAUUCUCAACGAUAUCGAUCAAUACUUGAUACACUUAAAUCACUUUUACCUGAUAUUAUUUGUUUACAAGAAGUAACUAUGAAUUUUCUUAAUCUUCUGCUAAAUGAAAUAUGGUUACAAGAAAAUAAUUAUUAUAUUAUUAUGAUGAAAAAUGUUAUUAAUAGUGAUCAAGAUAAAUCUUAUGGACAAUUAAUGAUGAUGAAAAAUUUUCGACCACGAUCAUUUUCAAUAUGUCCACUUGAAAUUUCAGAUGAUGGUAAUAAGACAAUAACAAAAGAAUUAAUCAUAGCUCGAUUUGAUUUAAAUACUAAAAUAACAAUUGAUCUUGUUAAUCUUCAUUUACACAAUGAUCGUUCUCAUAAUGGAAAUGAAAAACGUUGUCAAGCAUUAGAAAAUCUUUUUAAAAAAAUGAAAACAAAUAAUUAUAUGCUUAUUGGUGAUUUUAAUUUCGGAGAUUAUGAUUUAAAAGAACAAAAUAUUCUUUCAACAUAUGAAAAUGAAGUACAUGAUUUAUGGAAAGAUAUUUAUCAUCUUGAUCAAGUAAAUAAUGAAUUCUAG
This is a messenger RNA of Rotaria sp. Silwood1, 1452 nucleotides long. The record is from the annotation of a GenBank genome assembly. Lineage: Eukaryota; Metazoa; Rotifera; Eurotatoria; Philodinida; Philodinidae.